Molecule: messenger RNA, 2979 nt
Organism: Anisakis simplex (herring worm)
Lineage: Eukaryota; Metazoa; Nematoda; Chromadorea; Rhabditida; Anisakidae
Source: the annotation of a GenBank genome assembly
AUGUUUUCUUCGAGCGUAUUAAACGCUAAGCAUUUUAUUCAAAGUGGUGAUUUUAAGUUUUUGACGUUCGGUUAUAAAACAUCGAUUAUUUUCGCAGAUUCCACAUUCAUACAACACCUUGAGCCAAAACAACAAUCACCAAAAGUCAGCGGUUUCAAUGUGGGUGGAAUGAUAAAUGCGAUGCAAAUUUCACCGGAUUAUUUCUACUUGACAGUUUGCAUUGAAACAACGAAUGAUAGCAAAACUGUUAAUGAUAGUGAUAAUGAUAAUAAUGAUGCAAAUAUGAAUAGCAAGCAAAAUGGUGCUGCAUCGAAUGCAACACGAAUGAUUAUGAUAUUUGAUUGUGAAACGUUUCAAACGAUCGGCAACUAUGGCAUCGAUAUGAUGGCAAGUGUUAGUCAAAUGCGCAUCUCGUCAACGAACGAAUGCAUCUGGUUGAUUGCUGAAGAUGAUAGUAAUAAGCUGAUGCAAAUGAAAUGCUUGACAUUGUUCGAUGGAAAGUUAUUAGCUGAUACUAAACUCGAUAUCAAUGAAUUAGUGUCGAUUGGCAAUAGAAAUGCAUUGUCAGCAAGCGAUUUCUGGUAUCAGUUUUCAUUGUGUCCCGCCGAUGAUAGUAUUACAUGUUUGGUAUGCAAAAAUCGGGCGAUUUUAAUGCGCGCUUGUGGUGGAACAAUCGAAAGGCUAUUGGAAGAUAGCAGUUUGCCGGUAACAUCAAUUUAUGCAACAGCUGAGAAAUUUGUUUGUAUAAUCGCUGAUCUGUUGGUAUUUAUAUUCGAUAUUAAGAACGGUGAAUGUCAUUGGGAUAUGGCGAUUAGCGUUGUUAUUUCAACAACAACACAACAACCGUCAUGUUGUAUUGAAGCAUUCUGUUUGGAUUCAUCUGGUGAGAAUUUUAUAUACAGUGAUGGAGCAGCCAUUUGGUAUGGCUCAUUAAGAUAUCCGGAUAUAGUCUGUGGUCGAGGAGCGCAAGUGCUCUUAAUGAAGCAUAGCCAACCGAUUCGAUCGUUGCACAUCUCGCAAGAACACAAACGAAUUGCAUCGCUUGACUCGUCCGGCCUUAUAAUUGUAUCGUCGACUCAGUCAAAAAUGUUAAUUGCAUACGGAAUCUUCGAGGGUGCAAUUUCAGUGACAUUUCUUUCGAGUGGACAUUCAUUGUUGAUUGUGUUUGCGAAUGAGAUUCUUAUCUUCCAUAUAGUCUAUCAUUCACUUCGUCGAGCUCGUUCCUUUAUAAAAGGAUGUCGAAUUGGAAAGAUUGCAGUCAACUCAUUUGCAAAACAGCAACAAGCUGCAAUUUGUGUUGAUGAUGUAUUGAUGAUUUAUAGUUUAAACAAUUUGGAGUUGCUAACAAAACUGCCAUUUCAUUUCAAGCAGACGAUUCAUUCCCUGAAGUGGUCGACGAACGGUGAUUAUUUGGGUGUGCUGACACAGAACGAUUGCGUAUCGUUGAUAAAUGUGUCAACAAAAAUGGUUGUUUGGCAUUUACAAAUGAAAAUGCGUUUCUUCGUUGACAUCAGCGUCGAGGAUGCACAUCCUACUGCCGCAACUUCUAAUGCAGCUGCCAUCGUUUACGCACUCAACAAAAAAUUUAUCAUCACAAAAUUUUUGAAUGCUAAAGAAAUCGAACAAGUCAGUGGACACAGUGCUCAAAUAAGCUUUUCUGGUGGUCAGUCAACAUCGUUGGUGACCGCUGAAAAGGGUCAUUUCAUUGGUUCAUCAACCGGUCAUAUCGUCUAUUUGCCAUAUGAUGUUCUCGAAAAUAUUCGAUUGUUGCAUACGCAUAUUUCGUCUGAGAUAACAGUGCUUUGUGCAUCCAUCGAUGAUUGUUCGCUGUUAUAUAUUGGCUGCGCAGAUGGUCAUUUGGCGUUCAUUCAGUCUGAUAAGUUUUCGACGACGAGAAGCGAUAAUGCUCACAACAAUUCGAAUUAUGCAGACAGAAUUGUGAUGGAUAUUAUUAGUGAGAAGAAUCAACAAAAGAAAAUGCUACAUAGAGAUGCAAAGAAUAUUAAUGAUAAGAAUGAUCACUCGAAGAACGAUAAUGUAAGUGAUCACGAUGGCGUGCAUGAGAAUGAGCACGAGCACAAUGAUGAUUUGGUUCUUUAUCCACUAAAUGAAAUAACGAAACUGAAGACACUGGUUAAAGAGCUAGAUACCGAACGAAAUUUCAUAAGACAUGAAACGGAACGCAUAAUUUGUGAAUAUAAACAACGCAAAGAUACUGAGUUGAGCAACUUGGCCACACAGAAUCAGCAAAGCAACGCAUUAAUGCAUGAAAAAGUCGAGCGUAUUGAAGAAAAAUUGGAAAAUGUACAAGCAUUAAGUGGCGUGACAAUGGAGAAUUUGCGUAAGUUGUACGAAGAUGAAAUUCGUUGUCAGAAGCAGAAUUUUGAGAAGCGUUUUGAGGAGCAUUUGCAAAGAAGUUGUGAAGCAGAAGAGAGUUUCGAGAACGCUUUAAGAGAACGCGAUUCAAGAUUCAGUGGCGAACGAAAACGACUGAUAAGCUCGUUCAAUGUCACUGAGACGAAUCUUCGCAAACAAAUUCAAGCACACCAAAAAACGAUUGAUCAGGCAAAAAGAGACAACGAAGAGAAUAUUAAAAAUCAGAACUUAGUGAGAUUGAAGACAAUUCAAGAACAUUGUAAUGAACUUGAGAGUCGAAUCGUCGAUGAGCAAAACGUAUCUGCAAAGGUAUUCGAUGUCUUACGGGACCGAGGUCGUCAUAAGUCAGAUUGGGUUAUACGAGACCAUGUGCGAAAACUGGAAGAGAACGAAAUUUGUUAUCGUGAAAAGUUGGCACAAUUAAAAAAUCGUUUAGCAGCCACGCAAAAACAAUUGCAAAACGAGAAAGCAGAAAAUAAACUGACACGACGAAAACUGAAUGAGAUAUAUACGAAAAUUGAAGAACUUUCGAAGAACGUUUACAAUCUGAAAGAGUUGGAGCGUCACGCAUUGGGUUUGAUUGCCUUCGUCAAAUGUGAUUAA